AUGCGCUUCUUGGAAGGACCAUUCGUUUUACUGGAUUUGCAGGCAGGAAAAAUGAAAAUAUUUACUGUUGGUAUGGAUGAGAAACCAUCGAUCAAAGAUAAUCCAGUAUCUCCCGAUGGAAUUACUCUGGCAUCAACACCCAUUAUCACACUCGAGAAGAAGCGAACUUCAUAUAAAAACUAUUUGAUGUGUUUGGGAACAAUAUUCUUUAUUCUUUUAUCUGCAAUUAUUGUCAGCAAAUUGGUAUACUAUAGAAUACCUGAUGAUUUGGGACUGCCAUGGUUUGAAUUGAAACAUCGAAUAGGAGUUGAAUGCGACGACUGUAUGAGUGCUCGUAUAAUUCAAUCAUUCUAUCCACAACGAUCUUCAAGAGUUUUUGAAAAUUCAAACAAUGCAGCACCAUCAGCAGCAUUAGCAAUGCAGGCAGGACAACCACAAACAAGUGGACAGUCAGCAUCCGCCACAUUAACAUCACAACGUUCCGAAUCGGGGUCAUUAAUUGACCAACCACAAACUACAGAUUCUCGUCUUGACUUCUUGCGCAAAAUUAUCUCAGAAAUCAAGGAGCAAGCGGAAAAAUCUGGAAUUGAAGGCUUUAUGCAGGUGAAGGUGUUGCAAGUGGAACCGAAACAGUUGUUUGACGGAUCAGAUGAAAGCCAACUCCAACCAGUAAUUAGCCCGCAGCAACCAAAUGAUUUAAUGAGAUCUUUCCGUCCAGGUCUGUUGUCUGACCUCUUGCGCUGGAAUGCGGUUGACAACCACGUAAGUCGGACGUUGGGAAAUCAGUUCUUUGGACCACCACAAGAUGAUAUGGCUAAGGGUGAACCGAUGUUUGUGCUGGGACCGUUUUUGGAACCACAACGGUUACAACUGUUACCUGCUGUCUGGGAUAACAAUAAUAAUAUGGCUUGGAGCGAUUCGUCGCAAUCUCGUCUCUUUGACUUGGCCCAGCAAAUCAGCAAACAGUCGCAGUGGAAUAACCCCUGGCAGUGGCCUAUUCCAACCUAUAACAAGAAUAACAACGAAAAAGUUAAUCAAUGGCAGAGUAUUCAAUGGUCAAACAACCGUCCGCCCAUACCUGUAAUGCAACAGAAUUUUGUCCCGACGUGGGAAAAUAAUAACCAAUGGCAGAAUAAUGUUCAGAUAGGCGGUAACUGGCAAAAUAGUAUUCAGAGUGAAGCAGACAACCAAUGGGCGCAAAAUGGAUGGCAAGGACCAGGACGACAGCAGCAGCUUUUGUCUCAAUAUCCUCAAACAUGGCAAGCAAGCAACUGGAACAUUCAGAGGGCAAACAUUAUGGAUAAUUUGGAUGAGAAAAUGACCCAGGUUGUUUUGCCAAAUGAUAACAUUAACAAUUAUAUUUACAACAAUAAUGGAAACGAUCAGUGGAUGCGAUACUACAGCCAACACAUCAACAACCAGCGGUUACGGCAGCAGCCAAUUGCAAACACUGUUGUUAGUCAGUCGCUUGAAGUGAGGGGACCUGUACUGCCACAACAGACUCAAGAUCAAAGUCCUGGACAACAGCCUCAGAUAACGGAUUCGCUACAAAGCCAAAUGGUCCUAAACCAUCAAGUUAAAUCUCUAUCGAUCUCUGCCCAACAACAGGAACAACAACCACAAGUGGUUCUACCACAGAUCAACACAGUGCCAGAAGAAGCUUUUCACCAAAGUCCAAGCAUACCAGUUGUUCGUAGUGGACCAGAUGAUAGUGUACCCCGAACACUUGCACCAUUUGUUUUUAACAGUGAUCACUGGGAAAGGACUGAAAAUCCCAAUCUUCUAGACGGACCAAUAAUUGAUAACCAAGAGCAGUUGCAUUUGUUGCAUCGCGAACGACUACAACUACCGAUACAUCCGAUUGAGAGUGACCCAAGUGGUAGCAGCAUUGACUUGAAAAUGAUUGAUGAUGACCUUAAUAAGACAUAUCAGCAGUCAAAACCUGCGAAUGAUAUCAGUCGUGGAUUAUCAAACUCAGUGCUAUUUCAAGUUGAUGAGCCACCGCCACAGUCUGUCAGUAUGAAUGAAAGUCUCGCUUAAUAAAUACACAAAUAUCAGCAAUAACUGAGGACGACGAAUGAUCCAUUGAAAUGAUAAUUACCCUCUUUAUUAUUAAUUUUUACUUCUCUGACUUUACUAAAUUAUCAUUUCAUUCGGAAUAAAUCCACUUACUCUUACUUUAUGAUCAGCACAGCUAACUCAAAUCUCC
Molecule: messenger RNA, 2209 nt
Organism: Loa loa (African eye worm)
Lineage: Eukaryota; Metazoa; Nematoda; Chromadorea; Rhabditida; Onchocercidae
Exons: 12
Coding region: 1-2040 (679 amino acids)
Source: RefSeq, a predicted model, not a curated record